Molecule: messenger RNA, 738 nt
Organism: Aspergillus neoniger CBS 115656
Lineage: Eukaryota; Fungi; Ascomycota; Eurotiomycetes; Eurotiales; Aspergillaceae
Exons: 1
Coding region: 21-239 (72 amino acids)
Source: RefSeq, a predicted model, not a curated record
GCUUCCCCGGAAUUUCCAAAAUGGAUCUCCAAGAGACCCGCAGCCCCAAUUCAGGACAAUGGGUUCCACUGAUCAACCAUCAGACGCAUGCCACUAUUCACGCCUCAGGGCGAUCGUCAAGAUGUCAAUUGAUCGUCGUCCAACUUUUUAUCCAAGGAUCAGGCGGGACUUUCGAGAAGAUGCAUGAGGCCGCACUGAGCGGACAUUUACAGACGCCCGAAAAGGAGAACGCAUGCUAACCCGACAAGUCUCCGUCUGAACUAUAAGGAGUAGAGUUUCAGAUCACCUUCUCGGUUUUCCGACUUGGUCAAUCUGAGAGGCAUGCCGAUGGUUGCAUUUUGCUUCUUUCAUGUCGCUUUUUGGGGGUUGUAUCAUUUGGAGCGCUGAACGCGGCCUAUGGCUUUUCAAUACUCCUAGGCAACCACCUACUGGGGCAUUUACCAGUUCUGAAAACUCUUGAUGGUUCAUUCUCAGAGAGAGGAGUGAGAGACGAGUAGGAUGGUAUCAACCAAGGCCGUAAACGUACCUCUUUUGACCAUCGAUAGGCGUGAAUAUGCCUCAGUCCUCUCAAUUACCUCUUCAAGCACCAGCCAUGUGAGCUGUCAUUUUCUUACGCCUGAGUAUGAAUACUUGCGAGAAGCAAGGGACCAGUCGCCACAGUAGAAACCAAUUCAGGGCUACCAUAUCCCGUUAACAAAAGCCGGUGUAAGAAUGUCCACAUGAUUCAUGAGAUCUGGA